AUGUUAAGAGAAUAUAAAUUAGUCGUUGUCGGUGGAGGUGGUGUUGGUAAGUCUGCACUUACUAUCCAAUUGAUCCAAUCACAUUUUGUUGAUGAAUACGAUCCGACAAUUGAAGAUUCCUACCGUAAGCAAUGUACAAUUGAUGACGAACAAGUCAUGUUGGAUAUUUUAGAUACUGCUGGUCAAGAAGAAUAUUCAGCCAUGAGAGAACAAUAUAUGAGAACUGGUGAAGGGUUCCUUUUAGUUUAUUCCAUCAAUUCCCGUAAUUCAAUGGAAGAAUUGCAAUCAUUUUAUGAACAAAUUCUUCGAGUUAAAGAUAGUGACAAUGUCCCAGUUUUAGUUGUUGGAAACAAGUGUGAUUUAGAAAUUGAAAGACAAGUUAGUUAUGAAGAAGGAUUAGCCAUGGCUAAAUCCUUUGGUUGUCAAUUUUUAGAAACCUCCGCAAAACAAAGAAUCAAUGUUGAAGAAGCAUUUUACGAUUUAGUAAGGUCAAUUAGAGACCAAGAUAAGAUACAAGAUGCGAUCAAGAAUAACGAUUACUCAAGUAAUGGUAAUAUACAACAGCAACAAACAAAUCAGUUAGGAAGUCAACUACAACAACAGCAACAACAACAACAUCAGCAACAACCUUCUCCACAAUUACAACAAGGAUAUCCUUCUCCUUUGUCACAACAGGAAGAGGCACAGGGACAAAAUGUUGUUGAUGCAUCCGCAAGAAGAAAGCAACAGGCCAAGCCACAAGCACAACCUGAUGGGAAAGAAAAGUCAGGUUGUUGUGUGAUAAUGUAA
Molecule: messenger RNA, 789 nt
Organism: Spathaspora passalidarum NRRL Y-27907
Lineage: Eukaryota; Fungi; Ascomycota; Pichiomycetes; Serinales; Debaryomycetaceae
Gene: RAS1
Product: Ras family GTPase
Exons: 1
Coding region: 1-789 (262 amino acids)
Biological process (GO): signal transduction
Cellular component (GO): plasma membrane
Molecular function (GO): GTP binding; GTPase activity; GDP binding
Source: RefSeq, a predicted model, not a curated record